AUGAAUACGAAUACUACUAUUACUUCUAAUCCAGAAAACAAGGUUUCAAUUCAAACUAUGCAAAACCAUCAAGUUUUUCAAUCGAAUGAACUUAGAUUAUUCUAUCAAGCACCAAAUGAUGAUAAUUUUUAUCAUGUAACUUGUAAAACGAUUUUGCAAGAUUCUAUUUCCUGGAACGAUGAUGAUUAUGAUUACGAAUUUUUUUUUCAAAGUUAUCAUGUUACAUGUAAAUUAUUAUCACAUUCUUCAAUUUUAAAUAUAUUGAAUAAGGAAAUUUAUGGAAGGGAUUUCAAUUUAAAUGACUUCAAACAAAAAUAUUUAUUAUUAACUUCACGACAAAAGUUAAAUCUCGAAACAAGCUUAAAGCAGAUUCUCCCUUUGUACCUCUCGCAACAUCCUAUUCCUGACGAAGAGACGAGACUAGAUUACGAUAAAAGUUUAGAUUCUUCUCACGAUAAAAAUAUUGAAAAUAAUAUUAUGGUGACUCAAGGAUAUUCAACGGUUAACAGCCAAAACAAUUUCGACAAUAGCUGGCAACACAAUGAUUAUAAUUCUCAACAAGAUAAUGAAAUUUAUACUUAUGUCGAUCAUUCAUACGAUUUUCCUCAAUACCCAAAUAUCCAACAGUAAUAAUAUUUUGAUAACAUCACGUUUAUUUUUCAAUUUUCGAUUUUUCUUUUACACCUUCACUUUUCUUUUCUUUUUUUUUUUGUUUGCUUAGGAAUUUAUUUUCUUUGUAAUAAAUUUGGUUAUAUUUGAUACUGUAUCUUUUUACUUUUUAUUUGGGUUUAUUACACGUUUUAACAAGUUCAAACGUACGGUAUGAUAAUCUAUAAAAUGGGAACCAAUAACGAUUUUGGGAUUUUCAUUAUACAGCAAAGUAUAUAGUAUAUAUGAAUUUUUUUAGUAAG
Molecule: messenger RNA, 911 nt
Organism: Rhizophagus irregularis DAOM 181602=DAOM 197198
Lineage: Eukaryota; Fungi; Glomeromycota; Glomeromycetes; Glomerales; Glomeraceae
Source: RefSeq, a predicted model, not a curated record